CGAGCCAGAGCCCGGGCCUCGGAGCGUGCAGGCGGAGGGCCGGAGAAGGCUGCAGACCCGAGCGGCGGGCUGCGCUUUGGCCCCCGCAGUGUGCGUGUGCGCGUUCCUCCUAGCGGAUCCCGCAUACAUGAUGGAAAUGUCCUAUGAAGCAUAAGAACCCGAUUGUGGAAGUGCCUCUUAAGCAGCAUUAUCUAUAAAGUAACGAAAAGUAUGAAAGAAGCAUCUGGUUGAAUCUAAAGUUUGAAGACCACCACAUCACCAGAAGACCCAGGAUGGAUCUGCACCAAAGCACCACUAUCACUUUCUUUGAGAAAUGGUGUUUGGAUGAGUCACCAUCUGGCUGCAGGAGACAUUAUAAUGUCAGGAAAAAACUGAAGUUAAUUCGAAUCUUAGGCCUUUUCAUGGGCCUGGUAGCCAUUAGCACUGUCCCAUUUUCAAUCAGUGCCUUUCCUGAGACAGACACACAGAGCACAGGAGAGGCCAGUAUUGGAAGUGGCCCUAAGGUAGCACAUGGUUACCGUCAAAGAACUCUCUUAGAUUUAAAUGACAAGAUUCGGGAUUACACUCCAGAGCCAUCUCUUUCUCAGGAAGACACAUCUGAGAAUAGUACUGAAGCUGAUCAUGCCGAAGGAGACUACCCCAGAGACAUCUUUUCCCUUGAGGAGCGAAGAAGAGGCGCCAUCAUUCUCCAUGUCAUUGGAAUGAUCUACAUGUUUAUAGCCUUAGCCAUUGUCUGUGAUGAGUUCUUUGUUCCUUCUUUGACUGUCAUCACUGAAAAACUGGGCAUCUCUGAUGAUGUGGCUGGAGCCACCUUCAUGGCUGCAGGAGGGUCGGCUCCGGAACUUUUCACAUCUCUCAUAGGGGUAUUCAUUGCUCACAGUAAUGUGGGCAUAGGCACGAUUGUAGGGUCAGCAGUGUUCAAUAUCCUCUUUGUUAUUGGCAUGUGUGCUCUCUUUUCUAGAGAAAUCUUAAACCUGACAUGGUGGCCGCUCUUUCGAGAUGUGUCUUUCUACAUCAUUGACUUGAUCAUGCUGAUCAUAUUUUUCUUGGAUAAUUUUAUCAAGUGGUGGGAAAGUUUGCUUCUCUUAACAGCUUAUUUUGGCUACGUGGUUUUCAUGAAAUUCAACGUCCAAGUAGAACAGUGGGUGAAGCAAUUGAUAAACCGCAAUAAAGUCGUCAAGGUGACAGCACCAGAGGCCCAAGCAAAGUCCUCUACAGCCGGGGACAAGGAUGAACCGGCUCUACCGGCUAAGCCGCGUCUCCAGCGAGGUGGAAGUUCUGCCUCCCUCCACAACAGUCUCAUGAGGAAUAGCAUCUUCCAGCUUAUGAUACACACGCUUGACCCACUCGCCGAAGAACUUGGAUCAUAUGGAAAACUAAAAUAUUAUGACACAAUGACUGAAGAAGGGAGAUUCAGAGAAAAGGCUUCAAUUCUCCACAAGAUUGCCAAGAAGAAAUGCCAGGUGGAGGAGAACGAGAGGCAGAAUGGAGCUGCCAACCACGUGGAAAAAAUCGAACUCCCAAACAGCACCAGCACAGAUGUUGACAUGACACCACCUGGUGAUGCUUCAGAACCUGUUCAAAAUGGAAAUCUCUCCCACAACAUUGAAGCAGCAGAAGCCCAGAACACAGAGGCGGCUGACGAUGAGGAGGACCAGCCUCUCAGCCUGGCCUGGCCUUCUGAACCCCGCAAGCAGGUCACGUACCUGAUUGUUUUCCCCAUAGUGUUUCCUCUCUGGAUUACCUUACCUGACGUUCGCAAACCUUCAUCAAGGAAGUUUUUUCCCUUCACAUUCUUUGGCUCCAUCACCUGGAUCGCUGUAUUCUCUUACUUGAUGGUCUGGUGGGCACAUCAGGUUGGAGAGACAAUUGGCAUUAGUGAGGAGAUUAUGGGACUGACCAUUUUGGCUGCUGGGACCUCCAUCCCUGAUCUUAUCACCAGUGUCAUCGUGGCCCGGAAGGGACUAGGAGACAUGGCUGUGUCCAGCUCUGUUGGAAGCAACAUUUUUGACAUCACCGUGGGGCUCCCCCUGCCAUGGCUCCUGUAUACCAUCAUCCACAAAUUUGAGCCAGUGGCUGUCAGCAGCAAUGGCCUCUUCUGUGCAAUUGUGCUCCUGUUCAUCAUGCUGCUCUUCGUCAUCCUCUCCAUCGCCUUCUGCAAGUGGCGAAUGAACAAAGUGCUGGGCUUCAUCAUGUUUGGCCUCUACUUUGUGUUUUUGGUGAUCAGUGUCCUCCUAGAAGACAGAAUUAUUGUGUGUCCUGUCUCCAUCUAGCAGGAAAAGCCAUAUCUUGAACCAACAGCAUGGAUGGUCCCUCCCCACUCUGGGCUCUAGGCUCUUUGACCUCUUGAGAAGAGGCAGCUGGAACAUAGCCCUGGGUACCAAGAGUCUCUCUUUGGCAGAUUUGAAGAGGAAUGGAUUCACACUGGGCCCAUUCACUUCCCAGGCUGCUUCCACCCUUGCCUGCUGAAAUGACUUCACAUAAGAGACAAAGAGAACCAUCAAUAUGAGGUUUCUCUUCAUUCACCACUGACAGGUACUCCUCGCUGGUCGGAGGUACAUAUGUUGUAAUGAUGCAAACAAGGACAGAGGCUAUAUAUAUAUAUACAUAUAAAAUAUACAUAUUAUAAAUAUAUGCACAUGAACACACAAAUCCUGCCUGUUCCUGUACUAUACCCUUCCUCCCAUAUCUAUAGAUUAAUACAUACCUGUAUACAAACACAAAGAAAAGAAUUAUAUAUAUAUAAAGUCCUAUAUAUAUAUAAAAGUACAAAUGCAUCUUUUCAGGGAUAGCUCUAGUAUAUUUAUAGCACCUAUGUGAAGAGGGGCAUCAACCUUCAGUCUGGGCUUUACCUCUUGAGUAUGAGAGGUUACAUAAGGGAAUCCAUAGACAAACCAAUGCUAUGACCUUUAGCCUACCUUGGAAUGACUGGCAUCCUACCUAGUAAAAUAGACAAUUUAGGAAUAGAGUUUACAGGGAAGAGGGCUUGGUGGAGAGGGUCUGUAAGGGCCCCGAGCUGAGUCCUCCAAAGCAUUCCCACAAGCCAAACAGGGAAGAUCUGCCCACCUCACUGGGAUACACUGACUGAAGCCUACAGGGUUACAGAAAGACAGAGGUAAAACCCAGACUGGGUAGAUACUGGUUUGGGGGGUGGGGGCGGGGAGUGACCAGGGUUGAAUUCCUUUGUUUCAUUUUUUUUUUUCUUAUAUUGCCCCAGCAUGCAAGUAGAAAAUAUGACUGCAAACCAAAUUAGUGCUUUUCUAGGACAGCAAGACUAUAUAAACCGAACCUAUAUUGUUCUAACGCAUGUCCCAUUAUCAUCAAAAGAAGGGGGGCAAGUUGAGCCGUGAUUGUCAUCUAGACACAUUUUGAUGCUAAGGGCUCACAUACAGACAAAAUGCCUGCCAAGAGAGCCUAGAUGAAACACCAUCCAGUAGAGGCACUCCGUGGGACUUGCCACCUAUGGGAAUGUAAGGGUGUAAUUUUUUAAAGCAUUUUCCAUUGUGGUCAUAAAGGGCUUCGGUGUCUGAAGAAACCAUUAUUCCCAAUAGCACUAAAUCAACUCUGACCUAUACUGUUUGAAUUGAGGCAGCUUAGAGAUGCUUGGAGAGGCCUUUGCACACUCAGCAUGUCACAGAAGGUUUCUGAAUCCUUUGUCAAGUCAGGCCAGGACCAGGAUUUAGUUAAAGCCCAUGAAAUGUCCAUCAGGUCUCUCCUUCCAUCAGGACCCCAUCUGGGACUCUUCCUAGUUUUUAGAGUACACUAAAGAACGUACUCAACAGCUUCUUUACACGGGCUCAAGUCAGUCACUCCAACAUUUUGAUUUUCUGAUUUUGCUCAGCAUUACAUAGAAUGUUUUCAUUUCAUUAAUUCAAUGCCCCAAGUGCUGUUUGAAAACUUGUAUGGUUUCUCAGGUCUAUGUCAGCAGAAAACAAAACCAGCUGGAGGGAAAAACUGACAAAUUCAACUGAUGAAAAAAAUACAUCGAGCUUUUCAUUUCCCCUAAGUCAUGCAUUCCUAAAAUCAACUAAAAAAGUGAAUAGCGAAUGGGCCAUUUUUCUGUACCCAUCCUAUGUCUAAGUCAGAACACACCACACAUGGGGAACUUCCCCCUAUAUAUUCCAUCACUGAUGCCUGCCAUGAUGUUGUUGUGACCACAUACCCCCUAACAGAGAAAGGCAGGAUGUAGAACCCACAGCUGAAGAGGUCAGGUUACCUGACAGCCCCAGAUCAAGUUCAGUAUUCCUUUCACGAACCCUCAGCUCAUUCCACUGAGCAUGGCAAUAACAGGCAGUGUCCAUCAGUGCUUUUCACUGACAGUGGGCACUUUCAAGUGGAGGCUCCCUGGAGAAAUAAGAAAUCAACAUGGCUGCCACCAAGCAGCCCGGCAUUCAAGCCCCCAAUUUUGCAAAGCUGGCUUUUCAGAUGUGCAAAAGAAACCUGCAUCUCAUUCAUUGAGGACAGGACUUCAUAUGGAAACAAUUCAUUAUGGUUUCUUAGAGUGAAAGAGAAUGAGUAAGCAAACAUGUAGUUUAAAAUGUGGCUGUUUUUCUUGUGUAUUACUUGUAGGAAGACAAAGUUGGUUCUUGUGUGAAUUCUGUAAUAUUAGCUGGCUUGUUGUCUAAAGAAGGCUUAAAUAGGUGACUUUGACUCAACUAUAAAUCAACUAUAUAAACAGGGAUGGUUGAGGGCAGCCUGGUGCCACCUGUUCUUAUUCCAGCAGUUCCUAAUCCUUUCUCUGGCUCUUUACUACUCCGUGUUUGUUCCCAGCUCACAGAGGAGAAUGAUUCAAGCAGCCAUGGAGCUCUUUACUUGCCUGGGAGUUCCAUUCAUAGGGAGUAUUGGGUUCUUUAAUGAAAAGUCAUGUUUAAGAAAACAUUUCCAAGCCCAGUUUCCACCUCGAUGGUGUGCAUUGAGCAUGAGCUACAACAGCACUGUUUCCACAGUUUCCCUACGUUAAUGUGUCUGCAAGUAUGUAGCAACAAAAUAGACUAAAGUAAAUUAAGAGAGAAGCAUGUAGAAUGAAACGGUAGGUCCUUCAAUGCAUUCAAGUCAACCACAUCAUUAAAGGGUAGCAGUUGCCACAUUACAGUUUGUAACCCCUUUCCUGCAUGCCUGUAUAUAUA
Molecule: messenger RNA, 5126 nt
Organism: Tupaia belangeri chinensis (Chinese tree shrew)
Lineage: Eukaryota; Metazoa; Chordata; Mammalia; Scandentia; Tupaiidae
Gene: SLC24A2
Product: solute carrier family 24 member 2
Exons: 11
Coding region: 273-2273 (666 amino acids)
Biological process (GO): long-term synaptic potentiation; calcium ion transmembrane transport; intracellular calcium ion homeostasis
Cellular component (GO): plasma membrane
Molecular function (GO): calcium channel activity; calcium, potassium:sodium antiporter activity
Source: RefSeq, a predicted model, not a curated record